UUCGGUUACCAAAGACCGCGUCCUCGACUCACUCUGUAUUGGUAUGCGCUCUGGAGUCAAGGACAAAAAGUCGCAUUCCAGAUUCUUGCUCAGAAAACCAUUUCCAAGAAACCACAGAAAGACACUGCUCAGACUCAAAAUGCACCGGUGGAUGCCAACUUGUACUACAUUUCAUUACCGAAAAGAAUGUGGACCAUCGUAGAGAGCGAUAUUAUAGAAUCAAUCAAAUGGGACCAGACCGGAAUGUACAUAGUGAUAGACGAGUAGCUGUUCACGUCGGAGGUGCUGAAACGCACUGAACCACCCAAAAUCUUUCAAACGACUGUCUUGAAGAGUUUUAUGCACCAACUCAACAUCUAUGGCUUUAAAAUAACUUUCCCUGGUAUCGAGAGAUCGACUUCACUAAGCACCUUUAUUGCUGAGGAAUACAAAGCAUGCACAUUUUUUACCUUGCCAUUACAAUACUACUCCAAUCCCAAUUUCUGCCAAGGACUCAAACAUCUCCUACCCCAAAUGAAGAGAUGUGUGCUGCUCAAAUGCACGAGGCUUGGCACAGGAGGGAGAAGUUGGGUAACAGCGCUGGCCACCAGCAUAGUCCAAGCUUGGCAGACACAGGCAACGCAACUCUGACUAGGCUGAACUGCAGAGCUCCACUCUUAAGCACUUCAGCCAUGUCGUUGGCCCCAUACGUCUGCACUCCAGCCCAGGAGGCUGAGCGGAGUGAUGACAGCAGCAGCUCCAGCAGCCGCAGCACGGGCUUACUACCCAAGCUGAUCUCUGUCCUCAAAGAGAUGUCUGGGGAGUUGCAGAUUCAGAGUAAUUCCCAAGCAUCUUGUCAAGCCCAGCACCAGACCCACAUGACCACCUUCGGUCUACAACUAGUGAUGGCAGGAAUGGCACCCCCACCCUCUUUUACCCCCAGGGCUUCACCUCACAGAGCUCUAAUGA
Salvelinus sp. IW2-2015 is the source of this 948-nucleotide messenger RNA. Lineage: Eukaryota; Metazoa; Chordata; Actinopteri; Salmoniformes; Salmonidae. The record is from RefSeq and is a predicted model, not a curated record.